AUGAAAGCAAUAGCAGUCCAUGGAAGGAAAGCAACCCUCGUCGAAGAUCGCUCCGUUCCUGCUCUUCGCGAUGGUUUCGUGCUCAUCAAGGUCGCGGCGGUUGCUCUCAACCCGACAGACUGGAAGCAUCUUGAAUACAACUUAGUGGACGAUGGAUGCUUGAUUGGUUGCGAUUUUGCUGGUCAAGUUGUUGAAAUCGGUGAAGGCGUUAGAAAAGACCUGUCCAGGGGCGAUCGUGUGGCGGGAGUAGCGCACGGAGGGAACUGUGUAGAACCCCAAGAUGGGGCAUUUGCAGAAUAUAUAGUGGCAAAAGGGGAUCUCUUGAUAAAGAUUCCUGGGAGCAUGGGUUUUGAAGAGGCUGCAACUCUACCACUUGGGGUAGGAACGGUCAUGCAGGGAUUGUAUCAGAAGGGAUUGGUGAUGAAUUUGCCGGAUGCACCGGCCAAGGAGAAGUCCUUCGUGUUGAUAUAUGGUGGAGCAACCGCAACUGGAGCUCUCGGUAUUCAAUAUGCUAAGCUGUCUGGGUAUACAGUUCUCACAACAUGCUCACCAAGGAGCUCAGAGUAUGUCAAAGCACUAGGGGCUGAUGAGGUUUUCGACUAUAACGAUGCCGAUGUGGGGUUGAAAAUUCGUGGUUAUACGAACGAUCGCCUGCUUCUAGUUUGGGAUAUCAUUAGCACCGAAGCAUCAGCUCAAAUUUGCGCAAAAGCGCUCUCUUCGGGUUCCAAAAGCUGUAAGUAUGCAUCCUUUUUAGGGAAUUGCAGCCCCAGAGACGAAGUUGAGAGCAUCGGGACCAACUUGUACACUAUUUGGGGAGAGGACUUUCGAUCCGGAUGCACUGAGUGGCCCGCUGUUAGGGAAGAUUUCGAAUGGGGCACGAAAUUUAUGGAGCUGACGGAGAGGCUUCUUGCUAAAGGGCAGCUGAAACCUCACAAGUGUACGGUGAGGGAGGGUGGUCUGAAUGGGGUAUUGCAAGGUUUGGAAGAUUUGAAGAACAACAAAGUGAGCGCCGAAAAAUUGGUUUAUCAGAUUGUUGAAGACUGA
Molecule: messenger RNA, 1044 nt
Organism: Exophiala aquamarina CBS 119918
Lineage: Eukaryota; Fungi; Ascomycota; Eurotiomycetes; Chaetothyriales; Herpotrichiellaceae
Exons: 2
Coding region: 1-1044 (347 amino acids)
Molecular function (GO): oxidoreductase activity, acting on NAD(P)H
Source: RefSeq, a predicted model, not a curated record